This is a messenger RNA of Podarcis lilfordi (Lilford's wall lizard), 4330 nucleotides long. The record is from the annotation of a GenBank genome assembly. NCBI's taxonomy places the organism in Eukaryota, Metazoa, Chordata, Lepidosauria, Squamata, Lacertidae.
AUGGACUCACUGGUGAACAUGUAUCAAGACUUCAUAAAGAAAGCAGGUGAGUUUGGCUUACUCAGCCAAAGUGACCCACUGGGGCCUCAAGAAGAGAAGUAGUCAACUUUCUGGCUGCCUUACAGAUGCUACCUCCCCUGCCCCAGGUGUAACAAAAGCUUGAGGGUCCCGGUGUGACUCAAACACUUAACUUAUCCUGCCCUAGAUGCAUAGGGCUGCUGAUAAAAUAACAGAGGGAGUGUUGUUGGGCACAGUGCAUACCUCUGAACAGUCCACUUUUCCCUUCAGACCCACGGAUUUCUUCGUAUCCACUUAUGGGCUCACCUUUUCCUAUGACGGGCAUCUUGCUGGGUUAUAUCUACUUUGUACUGUCAUUGGGGCCACGCAUCAUGGCCAACCGGAAACCUCUGAACCUCAGGAAGUUCAUGAUUGUCUAUAACUCCUCCAUGGUAGCUCUGUCGCUCUACAUAGUCUAUGAGGUAAGCAUCUCCUAGAUAGAUUAGCUAUAGCUUCCAUUGGUGGGAUGUUGCUGUUACUGCUUGUGGUGCAUCCCCAGUGUCUGUUUCAAACUCCUUCCCACCCUGGCAUAUGUAAAGCUUUAUGGGGUUAAGAGGUUUUGGGGUGGGAUGCACCUAAUGGAUCCUGACAACGGAAACCAUUUGUGCAAUGGGCCUUUGGUCUGGUUACAUUAAGGUGUUAAUGUUCAUGCAGGGUGUGGUUUUUUAUGAGGAUGCUAAUUUCCAUGAAUAAACUCUUUCACUCUUCCUAUCAGGAAUUGUUCACAUGAUGACCUAGAAGUGUAGCAAGGCUAUGCUUAACAGACAAUGUACACAUUUCUACUAGCUGUAAUUUACUUAAAUAUACAGUAUCAGCUGGCCAUAAUCGUGCAACAGUUGUCUAGUGUCUCCAUUGUAGCCUUUUAUACAGAAUGGUACAUACAUGUGACUUGGGAAUUGCACAACCCCUUCCCAGUAAAUAUGUUUUCUCUGUCAGUGUUUAUGUGAUGGAGUGCAUCAUGCUUACUGGUAUUCCAUUUUCUUAAAGCUGGCAGGGGUAGCAUUACCUGCUCAGGUCAAUAGUCAGGAGAAUUAUCUUAAGAAGUGCCUCUUCUUUAAAAGUGUUAAGUUACAAAUUAAGUCUAUUGGACUUGCAUUGUAGCAACUGGAUGUACAAGGGCAUUGCUGGACAAAACUACAUACAUAAGCAGAUUUUUAAAACUAUAAAUAUGGGGAGAUAAAGUGUGUGUAUAUAUAAGUCAGUAUGCAGAAUUACAUCAGAGUUAGUUAUUUACAACACCACCUAACCAGGUGGGGAUUAUUGAAGAAGCAGAGCUAGCACCCCAUCCACCUAAUUGUUGAGCAUGGUGGCUGCAACAGAAGUUGGGGUGGGGUAUUGUGGCAGCAUGGAGCUGGUGCAGCAAUCAGACCCGGAUUGGGCCCAGUGCUUAUUAGCACAUGAUAGGGGCAGGGUUAUCCCAGCACUAUCCCUGCAAAGCCUUGUUUGGGGGCUUUCUGUAGACUGCUGCCAGCAGCCCUUCUGCCUGCCCAUUCAAUGGGCAGAAAGAGGAACGCUAUGUCAGCAGUGACACUGGUGUUACUCUGCAGGUGGUGGCUUAUGGAGGCUGGCAGCCCUGGAUGAAGGGACACCUCUCCAGUAUGUAUGUGUGUGCGUGCACGUGUAUGUAUGUGUGUGUGUGCACGCGCACACACACAACACAGUGCAAAAGGGAUUUGGAUUGCUGUGACAGCUGAAAAUUCCACAGGGUUUUGUUCCAAUGGUUGCUCACAGAAGUGCCUAGAAGAGAGAUUUGCAUGGCAGAGAAGCUGUAUGACAUGUACCUUGUACAACCUUCCAUUUCGGCACUAGGUUGGUAGCCAUUGGUGACCUAAGAGUUCUAUGCAGAUGAAUGAAUGGACUGCUGGUGGCUGCUAAGGAAGGAAAGCUUGUCCCUCAGCUUUGUCUGUCCUCCUCCAGCCUGUUCGAUAGCAAGCUACUUUUAUUUAUUUUAUUUUAAUUUUCCUGCUAAUAGGAUAGUUGCCUGCAUUUUAAUGUUGACCAAAGAGAAGAAGCUUCUCUUUCUCUUCAGUGAGCAUGGAAACGUAGCUGAUUAGCCUCUUAUAAAACUAGUAACACAAAUUUUAGGCUUGUAAUUUUUGUGGGUAUGUUUACAAAGCUGAGCUGGUGAAUGUAGUAUCAUUGAGAAGUAUCUGAAUGGUGGCUCCUUGUUGCAGUUCCUUAUGUCAGGCUGGUUGACUGGUUACACUUGGAGGUGUGACCCUGUGGACCAAUCCCAGAAUCCCAUGGCCCUUCGGGUAAGUUCUUUCAUUCUUUCAACCCUAUAUCUUGUCUCACAUUCCCCCAUGUGUGAGAGUGUUCUUGUUGUUUUUUUAAUGUAGGCACAAGCUUGGCAAAUGUUGCAAUUCUGUGGUGGGAUUACUUCAAGAUGAGAAAUGGGGAUUCAGAAGGAAGAAAAAAUGAGGGUAGAAAAGUAGGGUGGAGCUUUAUGUUUUGAUGACUAGGAUUUCUGACAUUGCUCUUUCUUGGUAGAUGGUCCAUGUAGCCUGGGUCUUCAUCAUCUCCAAGUACAUUGAACUGCUUGACACAGUAAGUGCUUGUUUUUUGAGGCCUACAGUAUCUUGUUUGGAGCAGAAAUGGGUAUGGCUACACAUUUGUAUUGGCCUUAACAACACUUACCAGAUGUGGUCAGACAGCCCUACUUAUUCUGACAUGGAUCAUUUGUGCAAAUUAAUGGUGACUAACGUUUAUAUUCUACUAACACUAGUAGGUAUUUCAUUGGGAUAGGGUGGUUUUUGUUCAUUUUCUUACAGUAUGUACAGUUGAUAUUUAUUAGCUCACUGAAGAUGAUUGGAUUGUUACUAUUUGGAGUCUGCAAUGGUGCUUCCUCUCUUUUAUACAUUCUGGAGUAAUGGCCCACUGGCCAAAAUGAAAAGCCCAUCUCACUCUAAUCUCUUGCUUCCAGGUGAUCUUCAUCCUAAGAAAGAAGAAUGAACAGGUGACCUUCCUGCAUGUGUUCCACCAUUCAGUGCUUCCCUGGAGCUGGUGGUGGGGUGCCAAAUUUGGCCCAGGUGAGAUUUAGGGAAGGCGUGUAUUCUCUCUCUCUCUCUCUCUCUCUCUCUCUGUGUGUGUGUGUGUGUGUGUGUGUGUAAAUUCUGUUAACAUUUAAUUGAUUUUUAAUGGGCCUAUCUAUGCUUUUAGCUGUUUCUAUUUUAUCUGUAAGCCACCUUGAGUCUCUGCAUGAUGAAAGAUGAUGGUGAUGAAUUGUUAACUUUUGGAAUAAAGUACAGAGCUUUUAGAAUGGUAAAAGUUAAUAUUGCAUAAUUUUUAUAUCAAAGGUUCUCAACUUUUUGGGGCCUGGGGGCUCAUUUGGAAAUCUAAAUUUGUCGUGGGCACUUCAAAAUAGCAUUUCACAGAAUGCUAACUGGAGAUGAUUAGGAACCCCCCCCCCCAAAAAAAAAGCCCCACAAAGACAACAAUAACAAACAUUUCUGACUUCUUUUACUCUAUUACCACCAUAACCACCAUAUUCAUGGUCCCUGAUGUUCCAGAAGAAUUCCUUUCUGGUCUUGCUAUAUGUAUGUAGGACUUGGUCAUAUCUCAGCUCUUCCUUUACCAUUUGAAUUUAAUCUUUCUCUUAUUUGUUGGCCUGCAGGAGGAAUGGGCUCAUUUCAUGCUUUAGUGAACUCGAUAGUACAUGUGGUGAUGUACUUUUACUAUGCGCUGUCAGCUGCAGGGCCUGCCUAUCAAAAGUACCUGUGGUGGAAGAAGCACAUCACUGCCAUUCAACUGGUGAGUAGGAAAGGGAGAGGACCAGGCCACUCAUGCCAACAACUCCCAACUUUGGAUGGUACAACCAGCCUGGGACAUUGGUCUGACUUAUUUCCUUUCUCUUGGCAAGAGCUACAGGAACUUAUUUAGCAAUUGUUUCCUGUGCUAGACUUUCUGUGUUCUCCCUCUCCCAGCUUGAACUACCUGUCCCUAGGGCUGUCUAUUUCCUCCCGUGGGUAGGGGAACGGGAUAUAGCUGCCUUCUUUACUCCAUAACUUUCUCUUGCCUCCACUCACAGUUGCAGUUUGUGCUCGUCUCCAUCCACAUCUCCCAGUACUACUUCAUGCCCAGCUGUGACUACCAGUACCCAAUCUUCAUCCACCUCAUCUGGAUUUACGGCGUUAUCUUCUUCCUCCUCUUCUCCAACUUCUGGUACCAUUCGUACACCAGAGGCAAGCGUCUGCCCAAGGUCAUGACACAACCUCAGCAGAAUGGCUUUCAUGAGAAUGGUGCCAUUUCUAACGGCAAAGCCAAAGCCAACUAG